GACCUGCCCAGGGGCUCUGCCGCCGCCGUGGUGGGUGUGGAGCUGCAGGUUGGCUCUGCUCUAGCGGCGUGGGGGGUUGCCGGGGCCUGAGAUCCGGUUGCGACCUGGCUUCCCGGGAUGUCGGUGGCCUUCGUACCCGACUGGCUGAGAGGCAAGGCGCAAGUCAACCAGGAGACCAUCCAGCGGCUCCUGGAGGAGAAUGACCAGCUGAUCCGCUGCAUCGUGGAGUAUCAGAACAAAGGCCGGGCGAACGAGUGCGUCCAGUACCAGCAUGUGCUACAUAGAAAUCUCAUUUAUUUGGCAACCAUUGCAGAUGCCAACCCAACCAGUCCUUCAAAAGUAAUGGAAUAAUCUUCCAGUUGGCUGUUGUGAGGAGUAACGGAAAGUAAUACAUUUCCUGUGAAACAGAGACAGGAUCUCUACCAACUCAGCUGCUGAAAACAUGAAGGAAAUCUCUGUGUCUCUUUUGAGUGUGAAAAUGUGAAGAACUAAAAUAACUGUAUUUCAGUGUAAAUAUUUAUUUUAACAAUCAAGCAGAUUCCCUCAA
Molecule: messenger RNA, 547 nt
Organism: Eptesicus fuscus (big brown bat)
Lineage: Eukaryota; Metazoa; Chordata; Mammalia; Chiroptera; Vespertilionidae
Gene: SS18L2
Product: SS18 like 2
Exons: 3
Coding region: 118-351 (77 amino acids)
Biological process (GO): positive regulation of transcription by RNA polymerase II
Cellular component (GO): nucleus
Molecular function (GO): transcription coactivator activity
Source: RefSeq, a predicted model, not a curated record